Molecule: messenger RNA, 4717 nt
Organism: Phodopus roborovskii (desert hamster)
Lineage: Eukaryota; Metazoa; Chordata; Mammalia; Rodentia; Cricetidae
Gene: Caskin2
Product: CASK interacting protein 2
Exons: 19
Coding region: 52-3639 (1195 amino acids)
Molecular function (GO): protein binding
Source: RefSeq, a predicted model, not a curated record
CGUCCUGCUUCUCCCGGGCUCUGAAUCCCAGAGCCUGGCGCAGUACUCAGAAUGGGUCGUGAACAGGAGCUGAUCCUCGCUGUCAAGAACGGAGAUGUGACCUGUGUGCAGAAACUGGUAGCUAAAGUGAAGGCUGCAAAGACAAAGCUCCUCGGCUCCACAAAGAGACUCAACAUCAACUACCAGGAUGCUGAUGGAUUCUCUGCUCUCCAUCAUGCUGCCUUGGGGGGGAGCCUGGAGCUCAUAGCCUUAUUGCUGGAGGCUCAAGCCACUGUCGACAUCAGGGAUAGCAAUGGCAUGCGUCCCCUACACUAUGCAGCCUGGCAGGGCCGGCUGGAGCCUGUGAGGCUGCUCCUGCGGGCUUCUGCGGCCGUCAAUGCUGCCUCGCUGGACGGUCAGAUCCCUCUGCACCUGGCUGCACAGUAUGGGCAUUAUGAGGUGUCAGAGAUGCUUCUCCAACACCAGUCUAACCCAUGCCUAGUCAACAAGUUGAAGAAGACACCUCUAGACCUAGCCUGUGAAUUUGGGCGGCUCAAGGUGGCCCAGCUGCUUUUGAACAGCCACCUAUGUGUGGCACUGCUGGAGGGAGAGGCAAAGGAUCCGUGUGACCCCAACUACACCACACCCCUGCACUUGGCUGCCAAGAAUGGCCACAGAGAAGUCAUCAGGCAGCUCUUGAAAGCUGGUAUUGAGAUCAACCGCCAAACCAAGACGGGCACCGCCCUCCACGAGGCUGCUUUAUACGGCAAAACCGAGGUGGUGCGGCUGCUCCUAGAGGGAGGUGUGGACGUGAAUAUCCGGAACACGUACAACCAGACGGCGCUGGACAUCGUGAACCAGUUUACAACCUCCCAGGCCAGCCGGGAGAUCAAGCAGCUACUUCGGGAGGCUUCAGGGAUCUUGAAGGUUCGGGCGCUUAAGGAUUUCUGGAACCUUCAUGACCCCACCGCACUCAAUGUCCGGGCAGGAGAUGUCAUCACGGUGCUUGAACAGCAUCCCGACGGCCGCUGGAAGGGCCACAUCCAUGAGAGCCAAAGGGGCACAGACCGCGUUGGCUACUUUCCCCCGGGCAUCGUUGAGGUAGUCAGCAAGCGGGUGGGCAUACCCGUGGCCCGUCUCCCUUCUGCACCUACCCUGCUGCGGCCAAGCUUCUCCCGGAUGUCACAGCCCUCUGCUGAUGACCCCCUGCCACCUCUCACCUAUGGCCAGCUCCCUCGGGUGGGCCUCAGCCCAGACAGUCCAGCAGGUGACAGGAACAGCGUGGGCAGCGAGGGCAGCGAGGGCAGCAUCCGCAGUGCUGGCAGUGGGCAGAGUUCCGAAGGCACCAAUGGCCACGGCACUGGCCUCCUUAUUGAGAAUGCUCAGCCACUGCCCUCUGCCAGUGAGGACCAGUUGCUGUCCGGCCUGCACGCCCCAUCCCUGGCGGACAACCUGAGCCACCGCCCUCUGGCCGGCUACCGCUCUGGGGAGACGUUCACCCAGGAUGUGAGACCAGAGCAGCUUCUGGAAGGGAAGGAUGCGCAGGCCAUUCAUAACUGGUUAAGUGAAUUCCAGCUGGAAGGCUACACAGUCCACUUCCUGCAGGCUGGCUAUGAUGUGCCAACUAUCAGUCGAAUGACACCUGAGGAUCUGACGGCCAUUGGGGUGACCAAACCUGGGCACCGGAAGAAGAUUGCCUCAGAGAUUGCCCAGCUCAGCAUUGCUGAGUGGCUGCCCACCUAUAUCCCGGCGGACUUGCAGGAGUGGCUGUGUGCACUGGGGCUGCCACAGUAUCACAAGCAGCUGGUGAGCAGCGGCUACGACUCCAUGGGGCUGGUGGCGGAUCUCACCUGGGAGGAGCUGCAGGAGAUAGGCGUGAACAAGCUGGGGCAUCAGAAAAAGCUCAUGCUCGGUGUGAAGCGGCUGGCAGAACUUCGGCGCGGCCUGCUGCAUGGGGAGGCCCUGGGUGAGGGCGGACGCCGGCUGACCAGGGGUCCAGAGCUGAUGGCCAUCGAAGGCCUGGAGAAUGGGGACGGUCCGGCCAUGGCUGGCCUCCGUCUCCUCACCUUUCAGGGCAGUGAGCUGAGUCCAGAGCUACAGGCAGCUAUGCAGGCAGGGGGUGGCCCAGAGCCACUGCCCCUGCCCCCUGCCCGGUCCCCCAGCCAGGAGAGCAUCGGUGCGCGCUCCCGGGGGUCUGGUCACUCUCAGGAGCAGCCUGUCUCCCAGCCCAGUGUCAGUGACCCCAGUGCCCCGCAGGAGAGGAACCUUCCAGAGGGUACAGAGCGCCCCUCUAACCUCUGCUCCUCACUCCCUGGCCAAGGUCCCGCCCCUUAUGUCUUUAUGUGCCCACAGAGUUCACCCUCUAGCCCAGCCCCAGGGCCACCUCCCGGUGCUCCCCGGGCCUUCUCCUACUUGGCUGGCUCUCCUGCGGCUCCUCCAGACCCACCUCGGCCCAAACGCCGGUCCCACAGCCUGAGCCGCCCUGGCCCUGCUGAGGGAGAGGCUGACGGGGAGGCUGAAGGGCCGGUGGGCAGUGCCUUGGGCAGUUACGCCACCCUUACUCGGAGACCGGGACGCAGCACCCUUGCCCGGACUAGUCCCAGCCUGACCCCCACACGAGGGACCCCCCGAAGCCAGUCCUUCGCCCUCCGUGCCCGUCGGAAAGGUCCCCCACCCCCGCCCCCCAAGCGCCUCAGUUCAGUCUCUGGCCCCACCGAGCCACCUCCACCAGAGGGAAGCCCAGGACCCAAGGAUGGGGCCACAGGUCCCCGGAGAAGAACGCUGAGUGAACCAGCUGGCCCCUCAGAGCCCCCCGGCCCUUCUGCCCCAACCGGCCCUGUGUCGGACACAGAAGAGGAGGAGCCUGGGCCUGAGGGGACACCUCCGUCUCGGGGCAGCUCUGGAGAAGGGCUGCCAUUCGCAGAGGAAGGGAACCUGACUAUCAAGCAGCGGCCGAAGCCAGCCGGUCCCCCACCCCGGGAGACGCCUGUACUCCCUGGCCUUGACUUCAACCUCACAGAGUCAGACACUGUCAAACGGAGGCCCAAAUGUAAAGAGAGAGAGCCACUCCAGACUGCACUGCUGGCCUUUGGAGUCGUGGGUGGUGACACCUCUAGCCCCUCUGCUCCCCUGUCCUCCCAGACCCCCUGUGACCCUCCCUCAACUUCCUCUAACCCUCCACGGUCUGAGCCUAGCAGCCUUUCAACUCAAGGAACUCCAGCCCCAAAUCUCAGCCCCAAACCUCAGCCCCCGGGCCACCAAGGGACCUCUGCAGGGACAGCUCUGCCAUCGGAGCCCCCAGCUGCCCCCUCUGCUGCCUUCCUCAAAGUGCCUGGAGCAGGAGCAAGUCCCAAGCCUGUGUCUGUGGCCUGCACUCAGCUGGUAUUUUCUGGCCCCAAGCUGGCUCCUCGGCUGGGCCCCCGCCCAAUACCCCCUCCGAGGCCUGAGAGUACUGGGCCUGUGUGUCCAGGCCGGGCCCAACAGAGACUGGAACAAACCAGCUCAUCCUUGGCGGCUGCGCUGAGGGCAGCUGAGAAGAGCAUCUGCACCGGGAACGAGGAGCCAGAGGGUCCCACAGCCACCUCGACCAAGCACAUUCUGGACGACAUCAGCACCAUGUUUGACGCCCUGGCUGACCAGCUGGAUGCCAUGCUAGACUGAGCAAGACUGGCUUGUGACCCUCCCUCCCGUGGUACCCACAGUGACCUGCCAGCACUCACCACCUGUGGCCCAACAUGGAAGAAGACCCUGCCGCCCAAGGAAGGAACAGGAAGAGAGGGCUGGCUGGGCUGGAGCGCCCUUCCACAGCAGAGACCCUCCUAUGGCUUUAAGCAGGGCUGUCAGACCCUCAAGGGGGCGGAGAGAACUUGUCAGAACCUGACAGGGACCUCAGCUGUGUGGGAGCCGGUAAGCCCCUCCUGUGUACAGCUGACUGCUCGGCUUUGGCCCCUGAACAGGGACCCUGGUAAGAGCUUUCUCCUCUAGGAGGAGGUGGCGACAGGGCUGGAUGUUUGCACCAUCCCCACUGAGUGACAUCUCGGUGCUUAAGGGGGCUCUUCUGGCCGCCCACUGAGCUGCCUGUCCCCUCCGUGCAAGUGUACAUAGGACAUGUAAAUACACAGCAGGGGCAUGCCUUCCUGCCAGUGGCCGUGGUCUCGUCACCUCCUGCCCCUGUCUGGACAUCCCACACAGGGAGGCAGUGCUGGCCAGGGCCAGAGGCAGCAUGAUUAACAGAUUCCCUAAUGCCCAACCUUUUACAACUGUAUAUAAUAUUUUUUGAAGCAGAGAGAAAUGCAUAUAUUUUAAAUGGAAUUUAUUCUGUCUAUUAACUGCCUGAGAGAAUGCAGUGGGGAACGCCUUCAGACCGCAGACGAACCCUCUGCCCACCUCCUGCUGGAGGACCCAACUGGUCCAGUCCCAUGCUCUGUAACUAUUAACCUCCUCCCCAACUAACUCCAAUGAAAUGUCAUUCCACGUGACGGGGCUGUGUUUGUGUCUGUGUGUCACACUUCCUAAUCUGCGGCUGCCCUUCCACCCGCACCUGGGGGCACUCAUCGCUGUGGAUGUGGAGUGGUGAUGGCUGCAGUCUUGGGAGGGAACGAACGCCUCAUGCUUGUUUCAUGGAUCCGCCACAGGUUUUUCUUAAGCAAUUUAUAAUUUUAAUAUAAACCAGUUGACAUUCAUUCCCAAAAGGCUCAUUUCCAGUAAAAAAAAAAAAAAAAAAAAAAGGUAAAAAAAA